This is a messenger RNA of Suillus discolor, 882 nucleotides long. RefSeq lists its product as uncharacterized. The record is from RefSeq and is a predicted model, not a curated record. Bases 1 to 882 code for a protein of 293 amino acids. The transcript has a single exon. NCBI's taxonomy places the organism in Eukaryota, Fungi, Basidiomycota, Agaricomycetes, Boletales, Suillaceae.
AUGAGGGCUCCUGUCAGCAAAGAGUCUGAUGACUCUAACGGUGAUGCUGAUGAUGAGGGCAUGUGGCCCAUGCCAACCAAAAAGUCAUUGGCCGCCGCUGCACCAUCACCGGCCGGAGUUCCCAAAGUGCGGCCUAGGUUCAUCAAACGAGCUCAUGUCAGUUCCGCCGAUGAAGAAUCUGACAAGACUGAUGCAGAUGUGCCUCUGCCGAAGGUAAACAAACAUGCACCCUACCGUGUAAGGAAAGGUGCAAAUGCAACACGAGGUGACCUGGUGGGACACCCAUCGGAGUCAGAUGACCAACCGGCACCCAAGAGCAUUGGCAAGAGAGUCAGAACUUGGCCUGCCAUCAUCUCACCCCGAACAGACUCGGCAUAUGAAGACCGACCGAUUAUAGAUUUGGUCAGACAGGUCUCUCAUGAUAGAGGGGCCUAUGCAGCAGGCAAAACCUGCAUGCCCGUUGCACAGGUGACCGAGGGAUCAGAAGAUGAAAGUUGUAGCCAUAUUGGCACGAAGGCCAGGUAUGAGCCAGCCUGCUCACAUCAUACCGCCCAGCAAGUUCGUGGCUUCGGCCCACAUUCAACUCGUCAAGGUCUUGAACAUAUUCGGACAUCCCCCGUGGUGCCGGACCAGACACUGAAAAAGACCAGGGCUGCCCGAGAUGUAUUACCGGCGGUAAAUAACCGAUUGCCGAGGAAGACAACGGCUCCCAGAGAGCGGUCACCGGCGAUAAAUGACCAGUCGGCCAAGAAGACCAAGGUCACCAAAUCGGCGGCUUGCUCAAUUCCCGAUGCACCGGCAAAGAGUACCAGGAGCAAGGUCGACAAUGCGCUUGGCACCCAAAUUCGGCAAAAGCCUAAGAGAUAUGCUGACUACGUGUAG